Messenger RNA from Nelumbo nucifera (sacred lotus), 1992 nucleotides. RefSeq names its product UDP-galactose/UDP-glucose transporter 4-like. NCBI's taxonomy places the organism in Eukaryota, Viridiplantae, Streptophyta, Magnoliopsida, Proteales, Nelumbonaceae. Gene Ontology annotation, molecular function: 3'-phosphoadenosine 5'-phosphosulfate transmembrane transporter activity. Gene Ontology annotation, biological process: transmembrane transport; 3'-phosphoadenosine 5'-phosphosulfate transport. Gene Ontology annotation, cellular component: endoplasmic reticulum membrane; Golgi membrane. The record is from RefSeq and is a predicted model, not a curated record.
AUGAAGUAGAAACGGUAAACAGAAUUAUAGAAAUCUCUCUCUCUCUCUCUCUCUUCUCCCUUUCUCAGUUCUCUGUAGAAGGUAUCGACAUCUAUCUAUAAUAUAUAACGAAGCGAAAACAAUUACAACAGAAUCUGCAGAGGAGUCUGAGAGAGGCUUUCUUUUCUUUCUAAGCCCCGGGGAACUUCCCUCUCUCUCUUCAUUGUUUGCUCCUGGAAGCAAAGAGUCUCUUUUACUAUUUGAUCAACAUGCAGAGGCAGAAGAAUGAACGCUAUGCACCUUAGGAGCUCUAAUCGUCAUUUCUGCAUCUUCUGUAUCAUUCGCCCGUGUUCUCCUUCUCUGUUACCUGGCUCAAUCGGACGUUCGGUGGGGAGGAGUGUGGAGAAGAGAUGAAGAACGAAGAGCAAGCUCGGUUUCUGUUCGGGAUUUCCCUCACUGAUAGACCCAAGUGGCAACAAUUUCUGAUUUGCUCCUCCGGUUUCUUCUUCGGUUACCUCGUUAACGGGAUCUGCGAGGAAUACGUGUAUAAUCGCCUCCAGUUUAGCUAUGGUUGGUACUUCACCUUUGUACAGGGGUUCGUUUAUUUGGCGCUCAUAUAUUUACAAGGCUUCACCACCAAGCAGAUGGUGAAUCCAUGGAAGACAUACGUGAAGCUCUCUGCUGUUCUCAUGGGAUCUCAUGGACUAACCAAAGGGUCUCUAGCUUUUCUAAACUACCCUGCUCAGCUAAUGUUCAAAUCCACAAAGGUACUUCCAGUGAUGGUAAUGGGAGCCUUCAUUCCAGGGCUGAGACGAAAAUAUCCGGCACACGAAUAUGUUUCAGCUCUGCUUCUCGUGGUGGGUCUCAUCCUUUUCACCUUGGCAGAUGCUCAGACCUCGCCAAACUUCAGUCUCAUCGGUGUUGUGAUGGUCACCGGUGCCUUGGUCAUGGAUUCUUUCCUGGGUAACCUGCAAGAAGCAAUCUUCACCAUGAAUCCCGAGACCAGUCAGAUGGAGAUGCUGUUCUGCUCGACCGUAGUUGGGCUACCUUUCUUGAUCCCACCUAUGCUUUUGACUGGGGAACUGUUCAAGGCUUGGAACUCAUGCUCUCAGCAUCUUUACGUAUACGGCGUGUUGGUAUUCGAAGCAAUGGCCACCUUUGUGGGCCAAGUCUCGGUUCUCUCUCUCAUCGCCAUAUUUGGGGCGGCCACCACGGCCAUGGUGACGACAGCCAGAAAGGCGGUAACCUUGCUUCUGUCGUAUCUGAUAUUCACGAAGCCAUUGACGGAGCAGCAUGGAACAGGACUGCUGCUCAUAGCCAUGGGCAUCAUGCUCAAGCUAUUGCCCGACAACAGCAGACCCACUGCCGUCACCGCCAACAGCAGGGCAAAAUCCACGACCCCCACAACUACUACUAAAUUGGAAACUCAAGAGGAUGAAGAAAGGAGGCCCUUGGUAUGAACCCAAAAUUGGAGCAAGAGAAUAAAAGAGGAAAAGAGCUCUUCUUUCUGUGCUGUCAUUAUCAUUUUGUGCACCAUAUAGCAAGAAAAGCAAGAAAAGAAGAAGAUGGAGAGCAGAUGGUAGAUAAUUUUCUCGUGUUUGAUAACCUUCUGGGAAGGUUUUCUGCUUUAAAAUUACAUUUCUAAGUGUGCCAAGAAAGAAAAGGAAAAUGAGAAGAACCCUAAAGAGAGUUUGCUCUAUGUUUCGGAUUAACAAUUAAUGUAGAAUAGAGCAAACUGUUGGGACUUGGGAACCCUUUUCCUUUUUUUUUUUUCUUUCUGCAGCGUUUCUUUCUUUGAUCUUCCCGGUAUCCAUAUCCAGUAUCAUCCACUCGAGUGUCACAUGGCAAAGUAUAGUGUUGAGUCCUUCCGUUUUGGGUCCCAACCAGGAGAUCUAUUGGGCCAUAUUCACAAUAAAACUAUAAUGUUGUUUUAUGUGGGACCCAUCUCAUAAUGGGUCCUAAUCUUAUACAAUUAAUUUCUAACAUAUUGGUAGUACAAAAUUAUAUAUUUUG